This is a messenger RNA of Podospora bellae-mahoneyi, 659 nucleotides long. RefSeq lists its product as uncharacterized. The coding region runs from base 126 to 659 and encodes 177 amino acids. The transcript is spliced from 5 exons. NCBI's taxonomy places the organism in Eukaryota, Fungi, Ascomycota, Sordariomycetes, Sordariales, Podosporaceae. The record is from RefSeq and is a predicted model, not a curated record.
CUUACCCCUCCCGGAAUGUGCUUGUUGGUUUAGUGGCAAUCCUCUCAACAUUUCCACUCAGCAACUACAGCGACAACCAAGUUAAGCAUUGUCAUCAGGCGUUUCCAUCCUUCUUUUACAUCGAUAUGGAGGACACAGCCGCGGCCAUUGUGAUUGAUACUGGAUCUUUGAUGAUAAAGGCUGGCUUCGCUGGUGAUGACUACCCAACCGCCGUAUUCCCGUCUGUUGUCGGGAGACCAAAGGACCAUAAGACCUCCGCUGAUGUUUGCGGCAAGGAAAACUAUGUUGGUGACGAAGCUCAGUCGAAAAGAGGGAUCCUCGAACUUUGCUACCCGAUAGAACAAGGCGUCAUCACAGACUGGCAGGACGUUGAAGCAAUAUGGCAUCAUGCACUCUACCACGAACUGCGCGUUGAGCUCCACGAGCACCCCAUUUUGAUGGAACAUGCUCUUUUCACUUCUGAUACCAGCAAGGAAAAAAUGACACAAAUCAUCUUUGAAACAUUCAACGUUCCUGCCUUCCAUGUGGCACUCAACCCAUCGCUGGCACUCUACGGCAUGGGAAGGACUACGGGGCUCGUGGUUGAAUCUGGGGAUAGCGUGACCCACGCAGUUCCACUAGUACAUGGUGGCCAUGAAGGGCUUGGAGUCCCAGUCUGA